CCCAGCAACUGCGGACGCCUGUGUGUGGUUCAUCCGGUGGCCGGGAGUCCUUCAGAAAAAUCCCGUCGGCUCAAAGCGCCCAGAGUCACCGCAGGUGUACCCCGGCGACCACCGGUCGGAUCGGGCAGAGGUGUAGGCGCGCGGGCCGGGACAGCGGUCCUGUUCUCCCGACGGAGGGGUUUCCCGGAACGGUGGGAGCGAGAAGGGAGGAAGGGAGCGCGCGAAAAUGGUCGCCGAGUGGGUCUCAUGCUUGGACAAACGGUCAGCUGACAGGACAGGGGAAGACCUGGACAUCAUCUACUCCCGCCUGAAGGACGUGAAGGCCUUCGAGCGUUUCCACCCGCUGCUGCUGCAACAGAUCUGCUACUAUGGCUACUAUGAGGACCUGGAGAAGGGCGUCACAUUGUUCAGGCAGGGUGACAUGGGGACUAACUGGUACGCCGUGCUGACCGGCUCGCUCGACGUACAGGUGUCAGAAACAGGUACGGGCCAGUACUAUGCCCUGUCGGACAACAUCGUGAUCUGCACGCUGGGCGUGGGAACAGCGUUCGGGGAGUCCAUCCUGAACGACAUCCCGAGGCACGCGACCGUGGUCACUGGCGAGUUCUGCGAACUGCUCAGGAUAGAACAGAAAGACUUCAAGACAAUAUGGGAGAGGAACCGGCAGUACAUGGAGGGAAUCAUCACCCCACUCACCAGCGGACUCGGAGACAUGGAAGCGAACCCUUGGAUCCGGGCUGAUGCAGGCCCACCACCAGCCAUGAUGUCACCUUCGCAAGGAACCGUCGCUCCCCAACACCACGAGAGCCCCGAGACGGGAUCGCCCGCCACGCCUCUCAUGCCCACCCCCUCGGAGAAGUUGGCUCACGCCGGACGGGUGGUGAGAACGGUGAUUCUAGCCAAGGUGCCACAGAUGGUCCGCGACCGAAAAUACCAUCUGCGCACGUACAGGAGGUGCAUGGUGGGAUCGGAGAUGGUGGAUUGGCUGAUGGACCAGAGUGCACUGGUGCACACACGGAUGCAGGCAGUGGGGAUGUGGCAGGCACUGUUGGAGGAGGGGGUCAUCUCUCAUGUGUGCCAGGAACACCAGUUUAAGGACAAGUACCUGUUCUACCGUUUCCGUGACGAUGACACGGGCAUGGGCAGUAUGCCGUCCACCGGGGAGAAGAAGGAGUGUGAGGAGGAGUUACAGGACACGCUGGUGAUGCUGUCACAGAUCGGACCUGACGCCAUGAUGCGAAUGAUACUCCGCAAGCUGCCACAUGAGAGAUCAGUUGAUGAACUUGAGAUCAUCUACGAGGAGCUUCUCCACAUCAAGGCCUUGACUCAUCUCUCCAACACUGUGAAGAGAGAGCUAGCCAGUGUCUUGAAGUUCGAAUCCCACGCCCGAGCUGGUACCAUACUGUUUAACCAGGGAGAUGAGGGGACCUCCUGGUACAUCAUCCUGAAAGGUUCUGUCAACGUCGUCAUCUAUGGAAAGGGCGUCGUGUGCACGCUUCACGAGGGGGAUGACUUCGGAAAGCUCGCGCUGGUGAACGACGCACCGCGCGCCGCCUCUAUCGUGCUACGGGAGGACAACUGUCAGUUUCUCCGCGUGGAUAAAGAUGACUUCAACAGGAUACUGAGAGACGUGGAGGCCAACACCGUGCGACUGAAGGAGCAUGGGCAAGACGUCUUGGUUUUGGAGAAGAUUCCAGCCAACAACCACAUCGACAGCGAUGAACACACUCACUUCAGAUACUCGGUGAUGGCGGGGACGCCAGAGAAAAUGCUGGAACACCUGUUGGAGACCCGGGUGGACAGCAGAUGGAACGAUGAGCCCACAGUCAACGCAGACACAUUCAUGGAGGACUUUCUGCUGACUCACAGUGUGUUCAUGCCCUGUAACCAGCUGUGUCCUGCACUCAUGGCCUACUAUCAUGCGGAGGUCCGAACAGGGCCGGAUCAGGAGCUGGUGGACUACGCGCUGGCCAACAAGAAGCGAGUCCUGCACAUGGUACAGCAGUGGAGCAGGAUCGUCGGGGACGCUUUCAUCGAGAGCAAGACAAUCAAAGCAUUCUUGGAGGAAUUGUGCUUAGCCGUAUCAGAAGACUGUCAGACGUGGCCAGAGCUGAAGGAAGAUCUUGCCGCCUUGGAGAAACUGAUGAGCAGCAUACCCGAGCCGGAUGGCGAUCUUCCUGUGUUCCUGUCACUCACUCCUUCCUCCAUAUUGGUGCCUACUAUAGGGUGGAGGGAUAAUUCCAAUGGUGAUGCCAAACCUGUGUCAACUCUCAGGAAAGUAAGGUCCCGUGCCUCCAUCUCCGGAACUCUGCGCCGACUUCCCAAGGAGCUGUCUGAGGAAAAACAAACACGCAGGAGAAGAAUAAAACCUUCUGAUGAAAAUAUUUUUAAGGUGUACUUUGCUGACCACACGUACAGCACCCUUCGCCUGGCCAUCUCAGCAUCAGCCGAGGAAACAGUACAGAGCACAGCAGAGAAACUCUGUCUGGGCGAGGACCUGGUGUUGUGUGAGGUUAAGUCCACUGGAGAAAGAGUUGUGUUGAAGGAGUCAGACGUUUCCGUGACAACGGGGCUCAGUCUCAACGGCAGACUGUUCAUCGCGCCCAGGGAACAUCUCGACUCGCUGACGCCACUGCCGGAGCAGGAGGGUCCCAAACAGAGCACGUGUGCCACCAUCGAGCUGAUGAGCUCCAGAGAGAUGGCCUACCAGAUGACUCUGUACGACUGGGAACUCUUCAACUGUGUACAUGAAAACGAACUCAUCUACCACAUUUUCGGGCGGCACAAGUUCGGGAAGAUCACGUCGAACCUUGACCUUCUGCUGCGCCGUUUCAACGAGGUCCAGUUCUGGGUGGUGACGGAGAUGUGCCUUACGCCGCAGGUCGGCAAGAGGGUGCAGCUACUCAGGAAGUUCAUCAAGAUAGCUGCAUACUGUAAGGAGUACCAGAACCUGAACGCUUUCUUCGCUAUCAUCAUGGGACUGGGCAACAUCGCAGUCAGUCGGCUCUCACAAACUUGGGAGAGACUGCCCAAUAAGUUCAAAAGAAUGUUUGCUGAGUUUGAGAGCUUCAUGGAUCCGUCCAGAAACCACCGAGUGUACAGACUAGCAAUGAGCAAACUGCAGCCACCGAUCAUCCCAUUUAUACCACUUCUCAUGAAAGAUAUGACUUUCACCCACGAAGGCAAUAAGACAUACUAUGACGGCCUGGUCAACUUUGAAAAGAUGCACAUGAUUUCCUCAACUAUACGGACUAUCAGACACUGUGGGAGUGAGCCUUUCAAUUUCGACCCCCCACCUGUCGUGAAGAACAUCCAAGAAGUCCGGAACUAUGUCAGGAGUCUGAAUGUUAUUGACAACCAGCGGACGUUGACACAACUCUCACACAAGCUGGAGCCAAGAAGAUCGUAGAGCAUCAGUGAUGACACAGCUGCAAUAGAUGAUGGGCAAGCACCACAGUAUGGCUAGCCAGACAUCAUCACACUUCAGGCAGACCUUCCACUGGUCAGGCCCCUAGAAGCUUGGUGACCAACACCUCUAAGUUAGGAGAAUUGGGAACAUCUUACCUUAGUUCUGUUAAUUUAUGCAUCAGGAGGCCAUUUUCGGCUAUGUGUGACAGAGCUAGGCUUGUCACAGUGAAAUAUCUCUGAAGCAGUGGCAGAUCAUCCAGCCAGUUUUAACAGGUUUUGCCGAGGAUGUGGAUCAUUACAACUUUGUUUGCUGGCAGAAAGUGUACCCCAAACUUUAAUCUCCAAAGAGUUGUUUUAGGAUCCGGGGAAGAAUGAAUAAGGUACAAGACUAGAAAAACAUACGAAAUGUUGCAAAAACAUUUGUAAAGCACUAAAACUGGACUGGAUCCAAACAUCUAUCUGCUUGGAUUUUGUACCAAACUGACAUUUUACUGGCAUACUCUGAUUUGGAUGGAAGGCCUAGAAACGUGACAUGUUGUAUUUCAAAAAUUGACAAAGCAGCCCUUUCUGGGUAAUUGAAAAGAAGAAAAUGAUGGAAAACCAUGUGCCAUAUUGUAAAGACUGGAUAUUAUUUAUUGUUUAUUUUGUACAAAUCUCAAAGAGUAUUAAAGGGAUAAACAGUGAUGUUGAAGUGUUUCAGUUGGAAUUGUUGUGAACUUUGUUGAACUCUAUUUUAUCUUAAGCUACAUGGAAAAAUGUUCUUCAUGUAUCCAAGUUGUAUAGUUUGCUUCUGUGAUGUCAAACUGCUGUUAAGCACACUUGCUGUCUUUGGAAUUUCUUUUGGACCAUCAGAAUCACAGGUUUGAUAUGCCAAAGUUUUGGUAUUGCUCCAGAUGUGUACAUACAGAGGCAUUUUCCAUUUUGUUUGAUUCCGUAACAUCUCAACAAGAUGAAGUCCUUCAAG
Molecule: messenger RNA, 4372 nt
Organism: Branchiostoma belcheri (Belcher's lancelet)
Lineage: Eukaryota; Metazoa; Chordata; Leptocardii; Amphioxiformes; Branchiostomatidae
Product: rap guanine nucleotide exchange factor 4-like
Exons: 33
Coding region: 227-3409 (1060 amino acids)
Biological process (GO): Ras protein signal transduction; positive regulation of GTPase activity
Cellular component (GO): plasma membrane
Molecular function (GO): guanyl-nucleotide exchange factor activity
Source: RefSeq, a predicted model, not a curated record